This is a messenger RNA of Phytomonas sp. EM1, 599 nucleotides long. The record is from the annotation of a GenBank genome assembly. Lineage: Eukaryota; Euglenozoa; Kinetoplastea; Trypanosomatida; Trypanosomatidae.
GUUUCUAUUAGUGGUCUUAAGUUCACACAACAUCAUCAACAAAGAAUUUUUCAACCCACCAAAUAUCUAGCCCCAACACGAAGAAGCGAAGGUUUGUGUGUGUGUGUGUGUAAUGCUGGAGGUGUGUGUAUGUGUGUGUAUGUGUGUGUGUAUGUGUAUUGGGGGGGAGGGGGGAUGAACCAUUAGUGAUUUCCAAACAAAUUGAAAAUCAUGCAUUUUCUCAUUCCAGUAAGUGAAGUAAUCAUGUUCGAAUCUUUCCGGUUAUUGAUCUCCGUAUUUUUUUUAAAGAUUCUACAUACGUUCCCUACAGUAAGAUGGCCGCACCGAACCGAAAGGGGUUAUGUCUAGGGGCCUAUUGUGAUAUUCGAUCCAAUCCCAAUGCAUUUUAUUCUUACCCCUUUUACAAAGGCAUUGUAUGGGAUAUUUUCGUACUGUAUGUGUAUGUAGUGAGCGCUACUUAUAUCAAGAACUUUGAUGUUUCCUCAGAACUAAAAAAUAACGAAAUAUUUUUUUACAUGAAUGUCAUUUAUUACUAUUAUUACUACGAUAUUGGUAUCGAUUUGUACUUUACAUUGAAAUGGUGCUGUCGAACAGAAUAA